Molecule: messenger RNA, 1581 nt
Organism: Lodderomyces parapsilosis
Lineage: Eukaryota; Fungi; Ascomycota; Pichiomycetes; Serinales; Debaryomycetaceae
Exons: 1
Coding region: 1-1581 (526 amino acids)
Molecular function (GO): iron ion binding; oxidoreductase activity, acting on paired donors, with incorporation or reduction of molecular oxygen, reduced flavin or flavoprotein as one donor, and incorporation of one atom of oxygen; heme binding
Source: RefSeq, a predicted model, not a curated record
AUGUCUUCCAUACUAGACCAAGCAUCAGACUUUGGUGAAAAACUACUCCCAUACUUGACCAAAUGGUACAGUAUUGUAUUUAUCAUUUUAUUAACUUAUAUCCCAUUAUUAAACAUAAGAAAUGCUUAUGUUGGUUGGAAAUUGGGUUGUCAAGAUCCACCAAAAUUCCGUAAAGCUGGAUUCACUGGUGUAUUUGCUUUGAUUGAAGCGGUCAAAAAGAAGAAUCAAGGUAGAUUAGUUGAUUGGGGUGAUGAACAAUUUGACGAGUACCCAAACCACUCAAUGUACUUGAAUGUUACUGGUUUAUUAAAAAUUGUGUUGACUGUCGAUCCUGAAAAUAUCAAGGCAGUAUUGGCCACUCAAUUUAAUGAUUUUUCAUUAGGUACAAGACAUGCUCACUUUGCUCCACUUUUGGGAGAUGGAAUUUUUACUUUGGAUGGUAAUGGAUGGAAAGAUUCUCGAGCAAUGUUGCGUCCACAGUUUGCUAGAGAACAAAUUGCCCACGUCAAGUCUUUGGAACCACAUUUGCAAAUUCUUGCCAAACACAUUAAAUCUACCAAUUUCCAAACUUUUGACUUGCAAGAAUUGUUUUUCAAGUUUACAGUUGACACUGCUACUGAGUUUUUAUUUGGAGAAUCAGUCCAUUCUUUGUAUGAUGACAAAUUAGGUAUUGCUCCACCAAAUGACAUUCCUGGAAGAGAACAUUUUGCUGACGCAUUCAACAAGUCUCAGAAGUACCUUGCUACUAGAACGUAUUUGCAAAUGUUUUAUUUCCUCAUUAACCCCAAGGAAUUCAGAGACUGCAACAAAAAGGUGCAACAUUUGGCUCAAUAUUUUGUCAACAAGGCCCUUAAUUUUACCCCAGAAGAAUUGGAAGAGAAAUCGAAGGAUGGUUACAUUUUCCUCUAUGAAUUGGUUAAACAAACCAAGAACCCACAAGUUUUGCAAGAUCAGUUAUUAAAUAUUAUGGUUGCAGGUAGAGACACUACAGCUGGAUUGUUGUCAUUCACCAUGUAUGAAUUGGCAAGAAACCCUCAAGUUUGGCAAAAAUUGAGACAAGAAAUUGUUGAAAACUUUGGCGACGGUGAAGAUGCAAGAGUUGAAUCGAUAACUUUUGAAACUUUAAAGAAAUGUGAAUACUUGAAAGCAGUACUUAAUGAAACCCUCAGAUUGUAUCCAUCCGUUCCUGUCAACUUCAGAACAGCCACUAGAGACACUACAUUACCUCGUGGUGGUGGUGCUGAUGGUACCAAACCAAUCUUUGUUCCUAAGGGAUCAACCGUUGCAUACACCGUUUACAAAACCCAUAGAUUGGAGGAGUACUAUGGAAAAGAUUCGAAGGAGUUUAAACCAGAAAGAUGGGAAAAUAUCAAGAGAUUGGGUUGGGCAUAUUUGCCAUUCAAUGGUGGUCCACGUAUCUGUUUAGGACAACAAUUUGCUUUAACUGAAGCUAGUUAUGUUGUUGCUAGAUUGGUGCAAAUGUUUCCAACUUUGGAAUCCCAAGACGAUACCUAUCCACCAAAGAAAUGUGUUCAUUUGACAAUGAACUUGGAUGAGGGUGUCUUUGUUAAAAUGAAGUAG